CCGCGAGCCGGGCAGAGGCCGCUGCUGCCUCCCCGCGAGAGGCGGACACGGCCCCCCCCCGGGCCCAGCCCCGCCCCGGAGCCGGCAGGCUGCAAAAUAAUAUCCACGUUGUGCUACGGAUCCGCCCACCCUUCCAAGGGCCAGGGAAGAGAAAUGGCUGCAGUGGAUCCAGUGACCUUCGAGGAGGUGGCUGUCUGUUUCUCCAAGGAGGAAUGGGCCCUGCUGGACCCGGGUCAGAGAGCCCUCUACAGGGACGUCAUGCAGGAGAAUUAUGAGACUGUGACCUGGCUGGCAGGGUGUCCAGUUUCCAAACCUGAUGUGAUCUCCCAGCUGGAACGAGAAGAGGAGCCCUGGGUCCCAGAUCUCCAGGGCUGUGAGGAAAGGGGGAUCCCAGGAGACAUCCACACGGCAGGUGCUGGGACCGUGAGUGAGAACGAGGAGGAGAAGCCUCAGCAGGAAGUCCCUGAGCCGGUGGAACCACAUGGGACAGUAUUGAGAACAUCUGAAGGGGACAUCUCCCCGAGCCCCGAGGAGGGAGAAAACCGUGAGGAGCGGCACGGGCCAGAGAGACAGCAGGGAAUCCAGUUAGCAGAGGGUUGGGGUAAAUCCACUCACAGGAGCAAAGGGGUUAGGAAAAUCAAAGAAACCAUUCAGCCGCGGAUCCCCGCUGGAGAGACACCCUACAAGUGCAGUGCCUGUGGGAAAAGCUUCCACUGGAGAUCAGUCCUUAAUGUUCACCAGAGAAUCCACGCUGGCGAGAAGCCCUAUAAAUGCAAUGACUGUGGGAAAAGCUUCAGGGACAGCUCAGCCCUCACUAAACACCAGAGAACCCACACAGGGGAGAGACCCUACAAAUGCAGUGAGUGUGGGAUAAGCUUCAGUCACCACUCGGCCCUCAUUACUCACCAGAGGAUGCACACAGGAGAGAUACCCUACACGUGUGAUGACUGUGGGAAAAGCUUCCGUUGGCGAUCAUCCCAUAUCACUCACCAGAGAAUCCACACGGGAGAAAAACCUUACAGUUGCCCUGACUGUGAGAAAAGCUUCAGGCAGCAUUCAAACCUUAUUAAACAUUACAGAAUCCACACAGGAGAGAAGCCCUGUAAAUGCCCCGACUGUGGGGAAUGCUUCGCUCAGAUCUCCUGCCUUACUGAACAUCAGAGAAUGCACACAGGAGAGAGACCCUUUAGUUGUCCUGACUGUGGGAAACGCUUCUUUGUCAGCUCAACCCUCAUUCACCAUCAGAGAAUCCACACUGGAGAGCGACCCUAUAAGUGUUCCGAGUGUGGGAAAAGCUUUGUUCGGCAAUCACAAUGGGUUAUACACCAGAGAAUCCACACAGGAGAGAAGCCCUAUAAAUGCAAUGAGUGCGGGAAAAACUUCAGUGACAGAUCAGACCUCACUAAGCACCAGAGGAAACACACCGGAGAGAAGCCCUACACGUGCCCUGAUUGCGGGAAAAGCUACUGUUUCCGAUCAGACCUCACUAAACAUCAGAGAAUCCACACCGGAGAGAAGCCCUUCAAUUGCCCCAAAUGUGGGAAAAGCUUCGGUCGGAGAUCAGACCUUAUUAUACACCAGAGAAUCCACACAGGGGAGAGACCUUAUAUAUGCCCUGAGUGUGGAAAAAGCUUCAGUGACAGAUCAGACCUCACUAAGCAUCAGAAAAAACACACCGAAGAAAAGCCCUACAAAUGCCUCGAGUGCGAGAAAAGCUUUGAUCGGCACUCAAAUCUUAUUACACAUCAGAGAAUCCACACAGGAGAGAAACCCUACAAUUGCCUGAACUGUGGGAAAAGCUUCAGUCGCAGCUCAACCCUCACUACACACCAGAGGAUCCACACAGGCGAGAAGCCCUACAAGUGCCCUGGGUGUGGGAGAAGCUUCAGGGACAACUCAGCCUUUAUUAGGCAUCAGAGAAUCCACACGGAAGAGAAACACUAGAAAUGUCCGUGUCUCCGGAUGGACCAAGUGACUAACACCUGUGCCAAUUCCCAGGACUCUCAGAGGUCAGGCCAGGCGGGAGUGGUGGUGUGAUGAGGACGUGCCAUAGUUACUAAAGCAGAGAAUGAAAUCGCCUUCCUGGACUAGAGCUGCGCAGAGCAAGAGGCUGAGGUAAGGUAUCCACCUUGUGACUGGGUUUGAUUUUACUUCUCAAGUAGCUCUGGAUAGCCUCUGUUCAGUUCCUACAUUUAAGUUAAUUACCCACAACUGGUCGAUUCAUCCUCUAAUUUAGGGGUGUUCUUGGGUCCCUUGCUGACACUGAGAUCCCCAACAUCCACAGGUAACAGUUUCUAUCAUCUCCGGUUUGCAAGGAGACGCCAUCCCAUCCUAGUGGAUGAAGACCUGGCCUCCUUCAGUCACACCUUCGUCACUACAUGGCUGGACUACAGCAAGGUGAUAUACCUGGGCAUGAACUCAUCUGUGCUUAGGAAAUUCCAGCUACUACCGAAUACUGCAGCACAUCUUCUACCAUGGCACAUCAGGUCAUAGAACAUCAACGCAAGUUCAAGAUCUCAGUCCUUAUCUCCGUGUCCAGGGCCCUGGGUAAACAGAACGCCAUCUACAGCUCCAGGAUGAAAACCACCGUCAACAUAUUUGCUCCUUUUGCACAAUGGAACUUCCUACAAUACGGGUAAAGCCUGUGUGUGCAUGAAACAACUUUCUCGGGGGACAGUCAGAGACUGUGGAAUGAGCUCCCCCAGGAACUAAGGACCAUCGCAAACCUCCCCAGCUUCUGCUCCCAACACAAGCCACAUUUUUGUGACCCUGCCUUCUCUAACAUAAAUACAUUGUGUAUAUUAAAUAAGUCAUGGCAUUUUUUUAAUUUA
Mauremys mutica (yellowpond turtle) is the source of this 2831-nucleotide messenger RNA. Its product is annotated as zinc finger protein 135-like. The transcript is spliced from 4 exons. Gene Ontology annotation, biological process: regulation of transcription by RNA polymerase II. Gene Ontology annotation, molecular function: DNA-binding transcription factor activity, RNA polymerase II-specific; RNA polymerase II transcription regulatory region sequence-specific DNA binding. Gene Ontology annotation, cellular component: nucleus. NCBI's taxonomy places the organism in Eukaryota, Metazoa, Chordata, Testudines, Geoemydidae. Bases 154 to 1944 code for a protein of 596 amino acids. The record is from RefSeq and is a predicted model, not a curated record.